AUGUACCAUGACCUCAAGAGGUACUAUCAUUGGGUCGGGAUGAAGAGGGAUGUAGCAGACUGGGUUGCGAAGUGCAACACUUGUGCCUUGGUGAAGGCAGAGCAUCAGGUUCCGGGUGGUCUUUUGCAGAGUUUACCCAUUCCAGAGUGGAAGUGGGACAGGAUUACGAUGGAUUUCGUGGUUGGACUACCUGUUUCGAGGACUUUCGAUGCUAUUUGGGUGAUUGUGGAUCGGUUGACUAAGUCCACACAUUUCUUGGCCAUCAAGAAGACAGAUGGAGCUGCUGUUUUGGCUAGGAAGUUUGUGCGAGAGAUUGUGAGGCUGCAUGGAGUGCCAGCUAGUAUUGUGUCAGACCGUGAUCCCAGAUUCACUUCAGAGUUUUGGAGGGCGUUUCAGGCAGAGAUGGGCACUAAGGUGCAGAGUAGGACCAUCCAUACUUUGGAGGAUUUGUUGAGGAUGUGUGUGUUGAUUGGGGUGGCCAUUGGGCAGAUCACCUGA
Molecule: messenger RNA, 498 nt
Organism: Microthlaspi erraticum
Lineage: Eukaryota; Viridiplantae; Streptophyta; Magnoliopsida; Brassicales; Brassicaceae
Source: the annotation of a GenBank genome assembly